This is a messenger RNA of Pan troglodytes (chimpanzee), 2409 nucleotides long. RefSeq names its product 3-oxoacyl-ACP synthase, mitochondrial (gene OXSM). Bases 988 to 2367 code for a protein of 459 amino acids. Gene Ontology annotation, molecular function: 3-oxoacyl-[acyl-carrier-protein] synthase activity. Gene Ontology annotation, cellular component: mitochondrion. The record is from RefSeq and is a predicted model, not a curated record. Gene Ontology annotation, biological process: fatty acid biosynthetic process. Lineage: Eukaryota; Metazoa; Chordata; Mammalia; Primates; Hominidae. The transcript has 3 exons.
UAUCGGUUUGCAGUCAGCUCUAAGCAAACAGUUAAUGAAUUUUUCAGACACUUAGAAACAAAUGUCUCCACUGUGACGAUGGAGACAAUUUUUGAGCACUGUCUCAAAUCUGGUGAUAAUUUUUUUUUAAGUGAAAGGAAGUUUAUUAGGAAAGUAAAGGAAGAAAGAAAGACUACUCCAUAGGCAGAACAGCCUGGUGACAACUUUUAAAAAGUAAAAACUUUAUUACAAAAACAUUUGUUUAUUGUAGAAAAGCUUUAUUAAAUAAAGCUAAGCAAAAAUAAGGAGGGAAAGAUCACAAUCAGUAUACAUCUUGCAGACCUUUAAAGAAUUAUUUUUGAAAAAACGGAUAUAUACUGUUUUGUAACUAUGUCUCCUAACAAAUAGUCGCAACAUCUCAUUAAUAAAUAUUCACCUGCAGAAUUAUUUUAAACGGCUGCAUGGCAUUUGGAUGUACCACAAGAUACACAACAAAUUUCCUGAUGUUGGCCAUUUUGGUUAAUUCCACUUUACUCACAAUUACUAAUAACGUUGCGAGCUAUAGCAAUAACUUUGAAACUGCAGAGAAUUUCCUUAAUCCUUUUUUAGAAUUCCAGUAGAAUACGAUGGUGUCCCUUCUCCGACAAAAGGGAAUAUCUGGGCAUUAUCACUGCCAAAGAAAAAUGCCUUUUUGGUGGGUGAAAAUGCUACCUCAUCGCGUUAUUGGCAGAUCCUCGAUUAUCGGCGAGUCACUGAGGUUCCGAGAGGGGUGUCUCUGCUCACGCAAACUGCGACCCAGCCGCCUCCCACGGUCUGACCUCCGCCAAGGUGACGCGGCUUAAAGUCAACCGGCGGAAGGAGAGUCGAACGGGACGCGUGCGUGGGAGCGCGCGUGCGCGUACGUGCGUGUGCGCGUGCGCUCGAGAGCGUCAUCGCCCCCGACUGUGGAGACGUGUCCGGCGCUAGCCCCGUUACAGGAAUGUGUUUCUGAUCAUCUGAAUCUUAAUCAUGUCCAACUGCCUGCAAAAUUUCCUGAAAAUUACAAGCACUCGUCUUCUAUGUUCAAGAUUAUGCCAACAGUUAAGAAGUAAAAGGAAGUUUUUCGGAACUGUGCCAAUAUCCAGAUUGCAUAGGCGAGUUGUCAUUACAGGCAUUGGCUUAGUGACUCCUCUUGGUGUUGGAACUCACGUGGUUUGGGAUCGUCUUAUCGGAGGAGAGAGUGGAAUUGUUUCACUGGUUGGUGAAGAGUAUAAGAGUAUCCCUUGCAGUGUUGCUGCUUAUGUGCCAAGAGGUAGUGAUGAAGGUCAGUUCAAUGAACAAAACUUUGUGUCCAAAUCAGAUAUCAAGUCCAUGUCUUCUCCCACCAUCAUGGCCAUUGGGGCUGCAGAAUUAGCCAUGAAGGAUUCUGGCUGGCAUCCUCAGUCAGAAGCUGAUCAAGUGGCUACUGGUGUUGCAAUUGGCAUGGGAAUGAUUCCUCUUGAAGUUGUUUCUGAAACUGCUUUGAAUUUUCAGACAAAAGGUUACAAUAAAGUUAGCCCAUUUUUUGUCCCUAAGAUUCUGGUCAAUAUGGCAGCAGGCCAGGUCAGCAUUCGAUAUAAACUCAAGGGCCCAAAUCAUGCAGUAUCCACAGCCUGUACCACAGGAGCUCAUGCUGUGGGAGACUCAUUUAGAUUUAUAGCCCAUGGUGAUGCUGAUGUGAUGGUGGCUGGAGGUACAGAUUCUUGUAUUAGCCCUUUAUCUCUUGCUGGGUUUUCCAGAGCCCGGGCUCUGAGCACAAACUCAGAUCCCAAGUUGGCAUGUCGACCAUUUCAUCCAAAGAGAGAUGGUUUUGUAAUGGGAGAAGGUGCAGCUGUGCUGGUGCUGGAAGAAUAUGAACAUGCUGUUCAAAGAAGAGCCCGGAUCUAUGCAGAAGUUUUGGGCUAUGGACUCUCAGGUGAUGCUGGUCACAUAACUGCCCCUGAUCCUGAAGGAGAAGGUGCCUUAAGGUGUAUGGCUGCUGCUUUAAAAGAUGCAGGUGUGCAGCCUGAGGAGAUAUCCUAUAUCAAUGCACAUGCUACUUCCACACCAUUGGGAGAUGCUGCUGAAAACAGAGCUAUCAAACAUCUCUUCAAAGACCAUGCAUAUGCCCUUGCAGUUUCCUCAACUAAGGGAGCAACAGGACAUCUGCUGGGAGCUGCAGGGGCGGUCGAGGCAGCUUUUACCACAUUAGCUUGUUAUUAUCAAAAACUACCACCUACUUUAAACCUGGAUUGUUCGGAACCAGAAUUUGAUCUCAACUAUGUUCCACUAAAGGCACAGGAAUGGAAAACUGAGAAAAGAUUUAUUGGCCUCACCAAUUCCUUUGGUUUUGGUGGUACUAAUGCAACACUUUGUAUUGCUGGACUGUAGAACAUAUCAUUUGUAAUUAAAUACUGAUUUUUAAAUGUUAAA